Mastomys coucha (southern multimammate mouse) is the source of this 2647-nucleotide messenger RNA. RefSeq names its product serpin B9-like. Gene Ontology annotation, biological process: negative regulation of endopeptidase activity. Gene Ontology annotation, molecular function: serine-type endopeptidase inhibitor activity. Bases 549 to 1673 code for a protein of 374 amino acids. The record is from RefSeq and is a predicted model, not a curated record. Gene Ontology annotation, cellular component: cytoplasm. The transcript is spliced from 7 exons. NCBI's taxonomy places the organism in Eukaryota, Metazoa, Chordata, Mammalia, Rodentia, Muridae.
UAAAUGUCACUUAUGCGCUCUGGAGUGGACCUGAGUUGUGUGUAACUUAUCCUCAGACUGCUCACAUUGCUAGUGGUGGGUCUGGCUGUCAAUCACUUUCUCCCUCCCAGCUUUGCUGGAGGACAGAUGGGGCCUGGAGAAGGACAGUGAACGGCCCAUGGGAGAAUCCUUCACUAAUGACUUAUGCUUACUGUUAGGGUGCCAGACAUCUCCCUUACCUUCACACAGCUCCCAAAUAUGGAGGAUGAUGGACAGGAAUCAGUAAGAGAAAGAUUACACUUAGGAGUGUUGAGCAGACCUGGGGUGCGGCAGCUGGCCUAGGGUAGGACAGCAGAGGCCCAGAGGCUGUCCUGUUCCAAUGACGUUGGGAAGGAGGUGGGGGGAGAGUUUGAAAUCAGUGACAGAGAUGGGGUAGGAGAGAUUCUAGAUGAAGUAAACAGCAUUUCAAGGACUCAGAAGCAACUUUAAAGUGACAUGAGGAUGGGCAGGAAUGCAGAGGGAGGGGCAAGCUGGGUCAGAUGAGAGGACCAAACUGAGGAUUCUACAUCAUGAGUACUCUGUCUGAAGCAAAUGGCACCUUUGCCAUCCAUCUUUUGAAGAUGCUAUGUCAAAGCAACCCUUCCAAAAAUGUAUGUUACUCUCCUGUGAGCAUCUCCUCUGCUCUAGCUAUGGUCCUCUUGGGUGCAAAGGGACAGACAGCAGUCCAGAUAUGUCAGACACUUGGUUUGAAUAAAGAGGAAGAUAUUCAUCAGGGUUUCCAAUGGCUUCUCAGGAAGCUGAACCAGUCAGACAGAAAGUACUCCCUUAAAGUGGCCAACAGACUCUUUGCAGACAAAACUUGUGAAGUCCUCCCAACCUUUAAGGAGUCCUGUCUUCAGUUCUAUGACUCAGAGAUGGAGCAGCUCUCCUUUGAUGAAGCUGCAGAGGAGUCCAGGCAACACAUAAACACGUGGGUCUCCAAACAGACUGAAGGCAAAAUUCCAGAGUUGUUGUCAGGUGGCUCACUUGAUUCAGAGACCAAGCUGGUUCUCGUCAAUGCCUUAUAUUUCAAAGGAAAGUGGCAUCAACCAUUUAACAAAGAAUACACAAUGGACAUGCCCUUUAAAAUAAACAAGGAUGAGCAAAGGCCAGUGCAGAUGAUGUGUCGUGAAGACACCUAUAACCUCGCCUAUGUGAAGGAGGUGCAGGCGCAAGUGCUGGUGAUGCCAUAUGAAGGAAUGGAGCUGAGCUUAGUGGUCCUGCUCCCAGAUGAGGGUGUGGACCUCAGCAAGGUGGAAAGCAGUCUCACCUUUGAGAAGUUAACAGCCUGGACCAAAACAAACUUUAUGGAGAGCACUGAUGUUGAGGUUUUCCUUCCAAAAUUUAAACUCCAAGAGGAUUAUGACAUGGAGUCUGUGCUUCAGCGCUUGGGAGUGGUGGAUGCCUUCCAAGAGGCCAAGGCAGACUUAUCAGCAAUGUCUCCAGAGAGAAAUCUGUCUGUGUCCAAGGUUGUUCACAAGAGUGUAGUGGAGAUCAAUGAGGAAGGCACAGAGGCUGCAGCAGCAUCUGCCAUCAUAGAAUUUUGCUGUGCCUCUUCUGUCCCAACAUUCUGUGCUGACCACCCCUUCCUUUUCUUCAUCAAGCACAACAAAACCAACAGCAUCCUGUUCUGUGGCAGGUUCUCAUCCCCAUAAAGGCACACUUGUCAUGUGGGGAGAGUUCACACUUCAGCAUCUCCACCACUCCCACAGCUCUGUGAGGAUGGGCAAAUAAGGGGAAGCCAUGUUCUAAGAUGAGGGCAAUUUCUUCCUGUCAGCCUGAUCUGAUGAUGGCUGACAUCAUCCAUGUCCUGAAUGCAUCUGUGCCCUUUGUCAGGUUAUGUCUAAUGAUGCCAUAUACCCUCUGCUAUGCUACUGGUUGAUAGCCAUAACUUACAGCUAAUAAUUUAUAGCCAAUUAGAACUGAUUCCACUGUACGAGAAUGCUAUAAUGUAGCUGGAGAGAAGGCACAGAUGCUAGGAAAGGUUGCUGCUCUUGCAGAGGACACAGGGACAUUUCCCACCAUCCACGUGGCUGCUUACAACCUCUGGGAAAUUCCAGUUUCCAUCCAUGACUUGAUGACUUUCUUUGGCUUCUACUGUGUCCAGCAUCCUGCAUAUGCACAUAUACUCACUCAGUAACACACAAACAAGUAAAUUUUUAAAAAUAAAUAAAAAUUUAAAAAGAGUCUUAAAUUUCAGUAAUAGCUGCUAUAGUCCUUUUUCAGAUUUUAAUGCCAUUAUUUGUGUGUACAGAGUCAACAGUUUAUAGGUAAACAUCAGUGACACGCCAUGAUCUUACCUUCAUCCCAUCUCAAACUCACUGUGUAACCAUCAAGCAGUGACUUCAUUCUUUAGACAUAUAACCAUCUAUAUUCUCUCUGUCUCUGUAUUUUGAGAUUUUAUAUAGAUUUCCUCUUUGCUCCUUUUAUAAUGUUCUUUGAUGCACACAAAUUGCUUUUUUUUUUCAAUGACAUUCUCCUGAUCAUGAGGUAUGCAUGCCACAGUUAAGAAUUUUACUACUAAAGUCAAGUAUAGAAAUAAAUGUCCCUCUGUUUUCCUCCAAGGCUUUCAUGGAUUAUAGCUUAUAUAUCUAGGAAACUGUUCCAGUUUGAAUUAAAUUCCAUAUAU